AGGGGCUAUUUCUGCGUCCUCGUGCACGCCUUCUUCCAUAUUCUACUACAUAGUACUACGACUUUCCCAGGUCUUUUAUUGCACCUCUAAACUCUACCAAUCAAAAAAAUGAGUGUUCCUACUACCACAGUUCCUAGACUUUCCGCAACACCAACCUUCGAUCCGCUGCUCAAGCCAGCUAUUCACCUCCCAAAACAUACUCUACUAGAGUCUCCUAAUUCACGGGCUAUUCUUGUAGGAAACUGGCGCAUUACAGCAUCCACAAAUCCGAUCUCAAAUGCUCCCCAAUGCGAUCAGCUUCAAUCAUACCUCAGUACAGGGAGUGAUGGGGGGUUGCCAUUGCCAGAAAUGACUUUUGGAAGCAAUUCGCUGAAGAUGGAAUGGAGGACAAGUGGAUUCAUUGGUCAGGAUAAACGGCAAAAGCGAAAUCGUAGUCGGGAUCAAGCAGGUGCAGGUGCAGAUAAGGAAGGUGAUACCAGCGCUGAGAGCGAUCUUGAGGAAGAAGCAGAAGAAGAAGCAGAAUGGAUAUAUGAAUUCGACACCCUGCACGCCCUUCUGGGUGUCAAAAAGGGACAGUUAGAACCUGGAGACGGCGGUGUGAAGGUUGGAUAUGCGGAAGAGUGGCUGAAGAGUCGUACUGGUCCAUCUCCGCUGCUACCAAUGCCCAAGACCGUACCUACGAAGCCUUAUGAUUGGACGUAUACUACUACGUAUUGUGGACACUCUCCUUCCUAUCCUUCAGUCACAUCCGUGGAGACCACACCUUCGGAUACCUCUUCUGCUGCUUCCUCUCUUAUAACCUCCCACUCGCCAAGAAACACGUCAUCUUCCCAAUGGGUACCAUUCGACUUAAACCACCCCUCCCACGCUAAACAUCAAAUACCCCUCGCUGAAUUAACCCGUCCAGAUCCAAUCCUCUUUUACGCCGAGGUACCGCUGUUCGAGGAUGAGCUGCACGAUAAUGGGUCCAGUGCGUUGAUUGUCCGGAUCCGCGUAAUGCCAACGUGCAUAUUCAUCCUUUCUCGUUUCACCCUUCGGGUUGACGGGGUCCUUUUCCGAACCUUCGACACACGGAUUUACACUUCUCUGGAGAACGAUGAAGGAACGAUAGUAAUACGAGAAACAACUGGAUGGGAAGCACCGUAUGAUGUUGUAAAGAAUCGCCUCCCAAAGCGAGACGACCUAACUCCGCUCACGGAUCCUUUGUUCAUUGCCAAAAUUCUUUCCGAAUUACCGCAAUCUCAAACGACGGGCGCAGGAACGGGAUGGAGAGGUUUGGGGAAGAAAUGCGAGUGGAUGAGAGUCCGAAAGUAAAGGAAGAAAGGUCGUUACUUCGCUGGAUCUGGUGCUCUUGUAUGAUAUGAUCUC
This is a messenger RNA of Lentinula edodes (shiitake mushroom), 1368 nucleotides long. RefSeq names its product TIP41-like family-domain-containing protein. NCBI's taxonomy places the organism in Eukaryota, Fungi, Basidiomycota, Agaricomycetes, Agaricales, Omphalotaceae. Gene Ontology annotation, cellular component: cytosol. The coding region runs from base 109 to 1314 and encodes 401 amino acids. The transcript has 5 exons. The record is from RefSeq and is a predicted model, not a curated record. Gene Ontology annotation, biological process: TOR signaling.